AUGCCGGUUGUUGCGAUUUGCGUUAAAUGGACCAACCACAUGCGGCCUGUGGCAAAGACCCAAGCUAUCGCUCCCCCAUCUUCUGAUGUUGUCGUAGGACUCGUAGCUAGCCACAAAUCACUACCGCGCGGACAACUCAGCUGCCUGCGCUACGGAGCUAUCCACCACUCCCUUGUCCAACAGCGCCCCGCCGUCAGCUGCAUCGUUGCCCUCCUUAGGCAUCUGCCUCGGACACCUUUGACGGUUCUCUUCGUUCUGGAAUCCGACAGGACACACGAUUCACUGUCCAGAACCAAAGCUCCGCUUCGCUGCCUUUUUGUGGGCUUUCCUGACAAGUCGUGUUAUCGCGGUCCGCUUUCCGCCUACCUUGCGCUGUCCCGUUCCCUUCGAACAGACCAUGCCAGCGGGACGAUCUGCUCUGCGUGCUGUACCUGCUUAGGGAAUAGCUCUCUCUCGUGGCUCUGUGCUGGUCACUCUGAGGUGGAAGAAGCUACUUCGAGUGCAAUACUGCUGAGAGGAGUUACACCGCCCCAGAUCCCCUGGAACAAGCAAGUCGUACCGGUAUUCCUUCCACCGGUUUCUGAACUCCGCCCCGUUUCGAGGACGAAUAUUUCCGAGGAAACGACCAAGCAGAUUUUUUUUUUGCCAGUUUUCUCGACCCGCAGGCUCACCAUUUCGGAACAUACUCCACACGCGACCGCCAGAGCUUCUCUUUCGAGUGAACAAGUGCUAUGCCUGGUGGGAAUUGUGCAUGUUGAGCUGUACGCCCUUCCCUGCAGUGUUCGAAGGACGCUCCUAGAGCGCCCCCUUCGCUCUUUGAAGUAUCAUCCUGACCGAAACCCCGGACGGGAAGCCGAGUUCAACGCCAAGUUUCAGGCAAUUCAGGCCGCGCAUGAAAUACUUAGUGAUCCUCAGCAGCGAUUGAAGUAUGAUACCGAGAGGCUCCGUGCUGGAUAUGGAAAGCUCUAUGGUCCUCCCCAAAGCAAUCAAAGCAAUGGCACGCGACGAACGAACACUUCAAGCUAUCCUUCUGCAGCUUCGGGGAAGGCCCCAACUGCAAAAGCAGCGUUUCCUCAACGUUCUUCGUACCAGGCGCCUCCUUCGACGGGCGCUCAAAGAUAUGCAAGCUAUACAAAGACUGCUCCCCAACAACCAUGGGAGAAGGUGUAUGAGGCACAGACAAGAGCUGAUGCGUUUCGCGGAUUUCAGGAAAUGAAGUCGGGCGCCAAUGCUUCAGGCUGGUCUAAGUUUGAUCCUCGGACUGGGAAACCUACUCAGCAACAAACUGGUAGAAGUACACCAACUGCCAUGCCUGCGGGCAUCCCCUGGACCUUCACGCUCUCAGUCAGCCAAGAAAAACAGGGCUUUGCUCCAAGUAAUCCAGGUGGCGAUGAACCCAUGGCACGAAAUGUCUCUUCAUAUUCGAGUACGCCUCGAGCCGAUAGGACUUCUGCAUUUUUUGACAGCGUACCGUCGAAGAAGAGUCCAGUAGAGUCAUCUCGGCCAGCCUCUCCUCAGGAGGACUAUGCCAUUCCGGAGUUUGAGAGAACAAGCACUCGCUACGCGACGACUGGUGGAGAAAAGACUUAUUUUUCCAGCGCAGGGCUUGGCCGUUCCACUAGCAUGCGUGACUCCUCUGGCAGUUCCAGAACUCGCCCCCGUACCAAUCCUCCCAGUCCUACUUCUCCCCUGUCAGGUAGACACCACAGCGCCAGCCCCAAGCUGAAAACACACCGGGACCGGACAUUUUCCUCCUCGACUAGUUCCAGCGAUGUGGAUGAGGACGAACGACCGCAGUCCAAGCCAAAGGCGAUUCCUAAGAGUCGAUUACGGCCAAACCAAAAGAUCUCGGAUUUCUACUCUCCAAAGGAUUGGAACCCUGGAUUCGGUGAGGACUCCUCAGGCAGAAUGAACGCCCCUCAAUUCCGGGACUACUUUCGUUCGUGGAAUAGCUUUGGUUCAUCCAGGCCGCACAGCUACGAUGACUAUGUGGACCGCAAUUAUACUGACAGUGAAUGCCACAAAGGUUUUACGUACCGAUCAGAGCAUCCAUUUCCUACCGCGGAGGCUGCCAAGUAUGAGUUCCAGGAAAAGUCUGCACAAGACAAGGGAGAGAAGAAAACGUUUAACUUGUAUGGCCCACCCCCCAAAACCGAUACCCCUGUUUCACGACAUAAAUGGAGGCACCCUACCCCCAGGGCUGUUUCGGGUGACUUGCACCGUAACACAGGAUCUGACCCCUCUUCCCUGGGCGUCAAGUCCCUGGCCACUUUACCAGUCACUAAGCGACUAAAAGUGUGCCAUGAUGUGGAAUGUGCAGUCCCCGAUUCGGAAGGGAUCCUUGCUUCCAUGAACCGAAUCUAUGUCCCUGCAUUAUCUUGCAUAUCUACAUCUGGAGACCAGAAAGCUGACUCUGUCAACCGUCACAGCUUUGGAGAACCGGCGACGGACAAGACAUUUGCUAAUGGCGGCCCUAAAAGCAAGAGCCACGAACACCUGAACAAACGCUUCUCCGCCAGCGAAUGGAAUGGUGUCUUCCAAGGAGGUGACUUUUUCUCACCAACUACGUCAAGCAACGGCAAACGCAGCGGAUCAAGCACGUCUCCGACGCGUGAUCAGAGCACUACAAGACAGGAUUCAGCUUCGCAACCCAAUGCCACAUCAUUGAACGAAGAUUCUUCAAAACAGCAAAAGCCAGCGCCGUUUGCACCAGGGAAGUUCUCUGCGGACGCGUGGGCCCAACAACUACAAAAUAAUACAUGGGCAGUUCCACAUACAGAGAUUGGCAAACAGCAAACGAAUCCUCGCUCUACGAGAAGCCCUAGAAAGCAGUCAAGAUCUACAGCUAAACCAGCGACGCGCCCCCAGCAAGCCACUGUAUCUUCUGAAGCGGAAGAAGAAGAGGCGACUAUCUUCGAGACAAAUAACCGUGGGUCUGCUGAAGCGACCGUUGGGACACCGGAAGCGAUGGAGAUCGAUGAGGAGCCUCCGAAUAAAGCACAAGCUCCGCCGGUCGAUGGUGCUGCUGAGCCAGUAACGGCACGGGCAGAGUCCAAUAAGUCAGCGUCGCAACCCAAUGGGGCGAAUAAGACAGGGUCCGGAGAAGCUACCGGCAACGGUGGAAAGGCCAAUGGAGCAAAGAAUGACUUGUUCAACUUGAAGAACCUAAACGACGUGUCUCCCUUUACUAGCACGAAUAGUGCUGGCAUCGAUGACCUGAAAGACAUUCAAGCCAACUUGCCCUUCGAGUCCCGCCCUAACAACCCGAAUGUUGGCCGUCGCGUUGUCCGACCACGUGAGCUGAAUCUUCCCAACCCGCCUAAGCGACCUCGUCGACCUGCAGUGGUUCCUGCUGGUAACGAUCCGAGACAGAUGGUGCUCCCACGGAAGGCAUGGGAGCGCUAUGUGGCAGAGAUGAGUGCUUACAUGCGGGAGUGGAAUGAGUUCAAUCGGUUGAUGCUCAGGCAUUUCAAUGCCCGGCAGGAAGCGGUCGAGACUGGGCUUUCCCCUCAGUGGAUCAGUGCGGUUGGGGAUUCUACCCGACUGAACGUCAACGCAGAAGAUGGCUCACGGGAUGCAGAUGCGGGAGAGGUGGACGACACUGACGACAACCUCGUUCCCGGAAAGCCCACCGGUGGAUUUAACGCGUACCUCCGUGGUAUUGAGGAGGAUUUCAAGGUCCGUCAACAUUGGGAGGUGUCAUGGGAGCGGCAUCGGGCUUGUAUCUUGGAACUAGGCGAGCUGCGCGACUGGAUCCGGAAUGUAUUUGUAGAAUUUCCUUCGCAAGACCAUGAUUUAUUUGAUGCGAUUCGUCAAUGGGGGGAUGAAGGUACGGAAGAAUCACGACAGACCUUUUUGCAUGAUGCUGUCGCUCUGUUUUUGGAACCUGUCGCGACUAAUGGGUUUGUUUUCGCUGCUUCUACAGGCAAGGGGAAAAUCACGGAUCUACUCUCGCAGAAUGCGACACUGUGCUGUCGCUCUGCUGGCGGCCAUAAUGCCGGCCACACCAUUGUUCAUGACUCUGUGACCUACGAUUUCCACAUCCUUCCUUCGGGUCUCGUUUCCCCGACCUGUAUCAAUCUCAUUGGCGCCGGCACGGUCGUCCACAUUCCCAGCUUCUUCAAGGAAUUGGCCGCGUUGGAGGAGAAGGGCCUCAAGGAUGUGAGUAAGCGCGUUUUCAUCUCCGACCGCGCACACGUCUGCUUCGAUCUUCACUCCGUGGUCGACGGGCUUGAGGAGGCCAAACGUGGCGGGCGCAAGGUUGGGACGACAGGCAAGGGAAUCGGCCCCUGCUACAGCGACAAGGCUGCCAGGAGAGGUGUUCGUGUGGGAGAGAUUCUGGACGAAGAGCUCUUCGAGAGGAAGCUGAGGAACCUGGAGUCGAUAUACAAGAACCGCUUUGGAGAGCUGGCGUACGAUGUCGAAGAGGAAAUUGCGCGAUUCAAGGAAUACCGCAAGAUCUUGAAACCAUUCAUUGUCGACCAGCUUCCUUUCCUUCAGAAAUACCAGCAUGCCGCUGACACGAUGCUCGUCGAGGGCGCCAACGCCCUCAUGCUGGACCUGGAUCAUGGCACCUACCCGUUCGUUACGUCUUCCGCGACCGGUGUCGGCGGUGCCAUCCAGGGCCUGUCGCUGAACCCGAUGAGCAUCAAGUCGAUCAUCGGGGUCGUCAAGGCCUACACCACUCGCGUCGGCUCCGGUCCGUUCCCGACCGAGCAGGAGAACGACAUCGGCGACAAGCUGCAGUCUAUUGGUAACGAAUUCGGAGUCACGACUGGCCGUCGCCGACGCUGCGGGUGGCUCGACCUCGUCCUGCUGCGGUACUCGCACGCCAUCAACCACUACACGGCUCUCAACCUGACCAAGCUGGACGUGCUGGACAGCUUUGACGAGAUCAAGGUGGCCGUGGCCUACAAGCUGCCUGACGGGACGCGCGUGGAGAGCUCGUACCCGGGCGACGCCAACGUCCUCGAGAAAGUCGAAGUGGAGUACGUGACUCUGCCAGGCUGGAAGAGCAGCACGAUGGGCGCCACGAAGUUCGAGGAUCUCCCGGCCAACGCGCGCGCCUACGUCGAGUUCAUCGAGCGGGAGAUGGGCGUCCCGAUCAAAUGGAUCGGCACUGGGCCGGCAAGAAGCCACAUGAUCAUUCGGUCUUAG
This is a messenger RNA of Rasamsonia emersonii CBS 393.64, 5157 nucleotides long. RefSeq names its product Adenylosuccinate synthetase. Gene Ontology annotation, biological process: 'de novo' AMP biosynthetic process; IMP metabolic process. NCBI's taxonomy places the organism in Eukaryota, Fungi, Ascomycota, Eurotiomycetes, Eurotiales, Trichocomaceae. The record is from RefSeq and is a predicted model, not a curated record. The transcript is spliced from 9 exons. The coding region runs from base 1 to 5157 and encodes 1718 amino acids. Gene Ontology annotation, cellular component: cytoplasm. Gene Ontology annotation, molecular function: nucleotide binding; adenylosuccinate synthase activity.